This is a messenger RNA of Paramormyrops kingsleyae, 2320 nucleotides long. RefSeq names its product thimet oligopeptidase 1 (gene thop1). The record is from RefSeq and is a predicted model, not a curated record. Gene Ontology annotation, biological process: peptide metabolic process; proteolysis. Gene Ontology annotation, molecular function: metalloendopeptidase activity. Gene Ontology annotation, cellular component: mitochondrial intermembrane space. NCBI's taxonomy places the organism in Eukaryota, Metazoa, Chordata, Actinopteri, Osteoglossiformes, Mormyridae.
GUGUAAUAUAAUGUACGCAUGCGUGAAGGUAGUAACGACAAUCCCUUAAGGCUCGAGUGGUGUUCGUCCGCUUAAUUUCUUGGAAAAAUGCCCCCGACAGGAGAAGUGGUAAUUGGCAGUGCAGCAAGAAUGAGUAAUGGAAACCGACUGCGCUGGGACCUGACGCCGGACCAGGUCCAGCAUCUCUCUGAUGAACUUAUUGCCAGUGCAAAGAAAGUGUAUGAUGCAGUUGGCUCCCUGGACCUGGCUAGUGUCACCUAUGAAAACACCCUAAAGGCCCUGGCUGAUGUGGAGGUGGAAUAUACAGUUCAGCGUAAUAUGCUUGACUUUCCUCAGCAUGUCUCACCAUUGAAAGAUGUGCGCAUGUCAAGCACUGAUGCAGACAAGAAGCUUUCAGAGUUCGAUGUUGAGAUGAGCAUGAGGGAGGAUGUUUAUCAAAGGAUUGUUGCCUUCCAGCAAAAGCAGGAAGCACAAACUUUAAGUCCCGAGAGUAAGAGGUACAUGGAAAGACUGAUAAAGCUUGGCAAGAGGAACGGUUUGCACCUCCCGAAGGAAGCUCAGGAUGAAAUCAAAAAUAUCAAGAAAAAACUAAGCAACUUAUGCAUUGACUUCAAUAAACACCUGAAUGAAGACACAACAACUUUGUCCUUUAGCAGAGACCAGCUUGGUGGUCUUCCUGAUGAUUUUCUGAACUCUCUUGAGAAGGAUGAGGAUGGAAAAUUAAAGAUCACCCUGAAGUAUCCACAUUACUUCCCCACCAUGAAGAAGUGUUACGUCCCUGAGACACGCAAAAAGUUGGAAGUAGCCUUUAAUUCCCGCUGCAAGGAGGAGAACUCAAGUGUCCUAAAGGAGUUAAUAGAACUUCGAGCCAAGAAGAGUGCUCUGCUUGGCUUUAACACCCACGGUGACUUUGUGCUGGAGAUGAACAUGGCGAAGUCCAGCAAGAAGGUGUCUGCCUUUCUCGAGGAACUGGCACGCAGACUGAAGACACUGGGUGAAGAGGAGCGUUCUGUGAUUCUCAAGUUAAAAGACAAGGAAUGUCAGAAGAGGGGUUUCCCCUUUGGCGGGCAGAUUCAUGCUUGGGAUACUAGGUAUUUUAUGACACAGGUGGAGGAAACGCAAUAUGCUGUGGAUCAAAAUCAACUGAAGGAGUACUUCCCAAUGGAUGUGGUAACACAUGGGCUCCUAGAUAUCUACCAGGAGCUACUAGGCCUUUCGUUUGAGUUGGUGGAGGAUGCCCCAGUCUGGCAUGAGGAUGUUGUGCUGUACAGCGUCAAAGAUCGCUCAACAACUCAUGAAAUUGGGCAGUUUUACCUCGACCUCUUUCCAAGAGAGGGAAAGUACGGCCACGCUGCAUGCUUCGGUCUGCAGCCUGGAUGCUUGCUGCCUGAUGGAAUGCGACAGAUCGCCGUGGCCGCCAUGGUUGCCAACUUCAGCAAACCUACAGCGGACGCACCCUCGCUGCUGCAGCACGACGAGGUGGAAACAUACUUCCACGAGUUUGGCCACGUCAUGCACCAGCUGUGUGCUCAGGCAAAUUUUGCUAUGUUUAGCGGGACCCAUGUUGAAAGAGACUUUGUUGAGGCUCCCUCCCAAAUGCUUGAGAAUUGGGUAUGGGAGAAAGAGCCACUGCUCCGCAUGUCCAAGCACUACAAGACUGGUAAUCCCAUUCCAGAGGAACUUCUGGACAAGCUCAUUAAGUCUCGUCUGGCUAAUACAGGCCUCUUCAACCUAAGGCAGAUUGUGUUGGCUAGGGUAGAUCAGGUGUUGCAUACCAGAAUUGGUGUAGACCCAGCAGAAGAGUAUGCCAGACUUUGCCUGGAGAUCCUGGGAGUUCCUGCAUCUGAAGGCACCAAUAUGCCGGCAACAUUCGGACACCUUGCGGGCGGUUAUGAUGCGCAAUAUUAUGGUUACUUGUGGAGUGAAGUCUUCUCUAUGGACAUGUUCUAUGGCCGUUUCAAGAAAGAAGGAAUCAUGGACUCAAAGGUGGGCUUAGAUUACAGAAACUGCAUCCUGAAGCCCGGUGGUUCACUGGAUGCCGAGGAGAUGUUGAAGAACUUUCUAGGCCGUGAGCCAAAGCAAGAAGCCUUCCUGUUAAGCAAAGGGCUAACUGUUGAACUGGAAGGUGGUACCCCUUGUGCGUGUUGAACCUCAUCCCCACUUAUGUCCUCAGAGCUCGUUCUGGAAAGUUAGUAGAUAUUCUCCAGGUUUACUCUCUCCAGGUAAUGCAGUGGUUGGUUUUUAAUUGAAGAUUUUUAAAUGAUCAGUUGUAUUGAUACAGAGUUCUGUUGACAUCAAUAAAAACUUGUACCUGAUUUUU